AUGGAUCUCUGUGUGACCAUCAAAGGUGUCUCCUUCCUCUUGCAAACAGCUAUAGGCAUUUUGGGGAACACUGUUGUGCUUCUGGCAUACGCCAGCAUAUUUUGCACCGAACCGAAGCUUCUUCCUGUGGACAUGAUCCUGUGCCACCUUGCGUUUGCCAACCUGAUGCUACUGCUGACUCGUUGUGUGCCCCAGACUAUGACAGUGUUCGGGCUGAAGGAUCUUCUGAAUGACCCAGGCUGUAAGGUGGUGAUCUAUGGCUAUCGCAUUGGACGAGCUUUGUCUGUUUGCAUCACCUGCAUGCUCAGUGUGUUUCAGGCAGUGACAAUAGCCCCUGCAGGGCCGAGGUUGUCCAGGCUGAAGCCUGCGCUUCCUUCUCUCGUCCUUCCCAUCUUUGUCGGGCUGUGGCUCCUUAACAUGGGCAUUUGCAUUGCAGCUCCUUUCUUCUCCAUGGCUCCACGUAACGGCACCAUCCCUGCAUUCACCCUCAACCUCGGCUUCUGCCAUGUGGACUUCAGAGACAACCUAUCCUAUGUUAUUAAUGGAGUGGCUGUCUCUGGGAGGGAUUUUGCAUUUGUAGCCCUGAUGGUGGGCUCCAGCAGUUACAUCCUCCUGCUGCUACACCGCCACAGCAAACAGGUGAGAGGCCUCAGUCGCUCUCACGGCAGGGGGGCAGAAACUAGGGCAGCCAAAACUGUGGUGACCUUGGUUGUCCUCUACAUUGUGUUCUUUGGCAUUGAUAAUGUGAUCUGGAUCUACAUGUUGACAGUAUCAAAAGUUUCACCAGUGGUGGCUGAUAUGAGGGUGUUCUUCUCUUCCUGUUAUGCCUCUCUCAGCCCCUACUUUAUCAUUUCAUCCAACAAGAAGGUCAAGAGGAAGAUUGUGUGUGCCGUGGAGCACAACCAACCGUUAGUGGACACUCAGGAGUCCAAUGACAAAUGA
This is a messenger RNA of Girardinichthys multiradiatus, 942 nucleotides long. Its product is annotated as olfactory receptor class A-like protein 1. Gene Ontology annotation, biological process: G protein-coupled receptor signaling pathway. Lineage: Eukaryota; Metazoa; Chordata; Actinopteri; Cyprinodontiformes; Goodeidae. The transcript has a single exon. Gene Ontology annotation, cellular component: membrane. Gene Ontology annotation, molecular function: pheromone receptor activity. The record is from RefSeq and is a predicted model, not a curated record. The coding region runs from base 1 to 942 and encodes 313 amino acids.